GAUGGAGCGCUGCACAGCCUGAAACACUUUGACCAGGGACAGGCAGAAUGUACGUCUGCCUGCGUCUGCCUGCGGUCAAACUCACAUCCAGGAGGGACUGAGUGUGGGAUAAUAACUGUGAAGCGUCUUUCAUGUCCUCUGGAUUGGAUGCUGAGAGCAGUAAUCCUCUCGGGAGGGGAAAAGAGAGAGAAAAAGAGGCUGGGUACGGGGCAGAGAGCACGAGGAAGAAGAGGGAACUCUUCAGUGUGAUUGAAGGGCAGGUGCAAGCAGAUCUCUGGUGCACACAUGAAGUUUUGGUCCUGUCGUAUGUGAGCGACAGAAGGACAUUUUUGUUUAUUUAGUUUCACCUUCUUCCUGUUUGUCUUUUUUUCUUCUUCUUCGUCUUGUUUGAGAGGAACAAAGUGUCCUGUUUUUUGGGGUUUUCUUUCCAAAGGAGUGUAAGGGUUGAUAGCUGAGGGACCGUCUAUGGUGAAGAUGAGUCUGGACGCCGUACAGGUGAUGAGCGGACAGGUGAAGGAGCUCAAAGUUUCCCCUUCGUCCAACGGAGACGCCAGAGGCUCCUGGGAGGGCAAAGAGGAGUUCGACCCCAACCAGCUGGAGCUGACCACCAAACCGAAGCCGGUGACAGGCAGACGGGCCCGGAAGGUGGAGGGAGCCGUGUUCUUCCCAAAGCCAGAGAACGCCGUGACGGUGGCCGUCUCUUCCCGGGUCUUGUUUCGGACCGAGCGGGAGCAGAAGGUGUUCGAGCAGAAAGGCGUGGAGGAAUACCUGAGAUACCAGAUCGAGCACGAGAACGAGCCCUUCGCGCCGGGACCCGCUUUUCCUUUCGUCAAGGCUCUGGAGGUGGUCAACGCUCGCCUGAGGGAGCUUUACCCCGAGAGUGAAGAACUGUUUGACAUCGUCUUGGUGACGUACAACCACGCUCAUGUUGGGAUCCGGCUCAUCAACACCAUCAAUCACCACAACUUAUUUAUCGAGAGGUUCUGUAUGACCGGAGGAAGCAGUCCGAUUGGCUACCUGAAGGCCUGGCACACCAACCUCUACCUGUCUGCAGACGCUGAGAAAGUCAGGGAGGCGCUGGCUGAAGGCAUCGCAGCAGCAACCAUGUUCAUGCCGGAGAAGCUGACCGAGGUGUCGGAGUCUCAGCUGAGAGUGGCGUUCGACGGCGACGCCGUCCUGUUCUCUGACGAGUCUGAGUGCAUCUUCAAGACCCACGGACUGGACAAGUUCUUCGAGCACGAGAAGGAAAACGAGGACAGACUCCUGGAUCACGGUCCCCUGAAGGGUUUCCUGGAGGUUCUGGGGAAGCUGCAGAAGAAAUUCUACGCCAAAGGCCAACGCCUGGACUGUCCCAUCCGCACAUACCUGGUCACGGCUCGGAGCGCGGCCAGCUCAGGGAUCCGGGCACUGAAGACGCUCAGGGCCUGGGGGCUGGAGAUCGACGAGGCGCUGUUCCUCGCCGGCGCCCCCAAGGGCCCCAUGCUGGAGAAGAUCCGGCCACACAUCUACUUCGACGACCAGAUGUUUCACGUGGAGGGAGCGGCGGAGAUGGGCACCGCCGCCGCGCACGUUCCUUAUGGGAUUGCACAGAAAUAUAACAGCCAGCAGAAGAUGAGCUCAGGAAAGUAAAAAAAGAAAAACUCGACAGCAACAAAGACGGUGGGGGGGUGGGUGUUGGGGGGUGGGGGGAGAUAUCCUGGAGUGGAAGAGAAGCUUAACUUAUACUGUUAAAUGUUUGCAAAAUGCACUAAGGUCAAGGAGAGGUCUGGAACCCGAGGUGACCAGGAAGCCAACAUGAAUGUCCCCUGUAGAAGCCAACGCCUUAGUGAGCCGUCUGCUGGGGAGAUUUAGGAAAUGUUGCCCUGCAUAAGACAGCAGGUGUUUCACUGCCACUAUAAAUGCACUAUUUUUCACUCUCCUCCUUGACUUGCUAAGAAAACAAAACCCACCUCUACAAAGAUGCAAAGCAUCACUGUACGUAAACCCUUCCACCGAAUGUUACUGAGCUACAAGCACAAAGCAGAGACUGUUAGAUUACAUCCAGGGUAAAUAUAGAACAAAUUAGUAGUAAUAUAGAAUGCUGGAAAUCAUUUUGUAAUUUUGAUUUCAGAGAAAUGUAAAAUGUAUAUAUAUAUAUUUGUAAACUACAAUGACGUGUUGGGACCACUGUAGAUAGAAAAGAAAAAAAAAAAAACAAGUAGUACAUUUUCACCAAAAAACAGAAAUAUUGAGAUCAAUCUCAAAAUUUACUGUCUUUGAAAGUCAAAAAAAAAAAAAAAGAAAAUCGCCAGAAAUCGCUCAGAAAUUCUGGGGUUAAGCACAGAAAUCUUCUGGGAAAAGCAGAAAAUUUGCUCGCAACAUUUUCUCAGAAAUGUUUGAGAAAAAAAAGACAUCAAAAUAUCUGCGUUUUAAAAAUAAAAAAUUUUCAGGUUUUGGAACUCAAACGUCCUCCAAGAUUUUUCCAGAAAAUGUGUGAGAUCAAUCUCAAACGUUUUUUCUAGCAAGUCGGUGAAAUUUCCCCAAAAAGAUUUUUUCUCAAAUUUCUGAGAUUUUUGAGGCAAUAUUUUACUUUUCAAACUUUUGCUAAAAAUUUGAGAUUUUUUGGCAAAAAUUUACUCCAUUUCUUUUUUCUUUUUUUUGUCUACAAUGGCUCUAACAUGCUGUCAACUGAAUGCAACUUCUCUGGUGUGAGUCCAAAACAACUGUAGAAAGCCAUAAGUCUCAGAUUGUGCCUUAUGAAUGGCAGUUAUUAUUAACCAACCCUGUUUCAUAUGUAAUGUAUAAUGUAUUAAGUAUUAUUUAAUGCAACAGUACUCCUAAUCCUUGAACUCUUUCACAUUUUCUCACAUUACAACCACUAAUUUCAAGGAACGCAUUAAUCAGAGAACCAGCCAAGAGGCCCAUGACAGAAAUGGAGGAGCUGCAGAGAUUCACUGCUCAGUUUGGAGAAUUCGUCAUUCGCUCCAGGCAUCUGCCUUUUACAGAGGAAUGAAAAGAAGGCAGCCACUGAUGAAAGAAAGCUACGAUUAAAGUUGUUAAAAGUUUCCAACAAGCCAUGUCGACUGACAGAAACUUUGAAAAGUGCGCUCUGGUCAGAUGAACCAAAUGUGAUAAUCAGACGGUAUGUGUGAAUCUUGGUGGUGGCAGCAUCAUGCUGUAGAGAUCACCGCUCUUUUAGCAGGAACGAGGAAGCAGGUUAUGAUUGAGAAUCUUAAAACCUGUUGUCAGUGAUCCCUCCAUCCAACCUCGUUGUUGUUUUUCAAAGACAGGUGAGCAAAAACGUCAGUCUCCAGCUGUGUGAAGCUGGUAAAUACAUACAGCUUUCAAUGAAAGGAGGUCCUACAGGUAUUGACACAUGGCUAUAUAUAUUACUCAAUUUUAAGGUUUUUAUUUGUUGAAACCUCAGAUUUUCUUUUCCCCUUUGUUGUUUGUGGUUGCGAUGUCACAAAAUGCGAAGAUGUUGGAAGGCUGUGAAUCCUGAUGGACAUCACUGUGAUAUGAUGGAAUGUAUUGCUCUGAAAAUGUACAUUAUUGGCCCUUUUCCACUAAUAUCCACUCAGCACGGUUCGACUCGGUUCUGCGACAUUUUCCACGACUAAUGUUUUACGUGGGAAUGGAAGAGCACGGAGUCGCAACGUUAGAACAACGUCGCUUACUCACUGGCUAGGGGGUAGAGUCACUGGUUGUGACUCCCAUACAAUAUUCCUGCCAAUAUGGCUGUUUUGUGAAAACUCAAAACAUCAACCGAGUGUAUUAGGAGUUUCAAGGACAAUGGCAGACUUAGCAGAAAUGUUCAACAGUUUCCAUUGUUGUGUUUUUCUUCUGCACAGAUCAGGAGUUUUCAGUCUGUGGGACUGAAUAUGACGACCAUCCACUACAAGUGAACUAUGUGCUGUUUAGCCACGCUGAGCUGCUUUGCUAGGUGCUAGUGGAAAAAGGCCGUACAAUGCUCCAGAUUUUUUAAGCUAGCCUGCUUAGAAAAAAGGUAAUUUGUUGGUAGCCUUUAGCCUUAGCUACAGGCCGCUAACAUCCUUAAGAUUGUCAAGAUUUUCCAAAAGGUCUUUUUUUUUCUGAGUGCCUUUAGUUUCAAACAAUGCACAAACUUUUCCCACCCAGACUUUAAGUCCUGUCGUAUCAUUUCUAAGCAAACGUAAACACGAUCCAGUCAUUAGCAUGGUAACGCUUACCAAGCUAGCAUCCUCUUUUCACGUCUAAAGCCAAGCUAGGGCUAAGAUACAACUGAAGAUAAAUAGGACUGUUGUCAUGAUUAGGCUGAAUUACUUGAGCGAAGCUGUUUGUCAUUAUGUAAUCACCUCUCAUUUGCUAUUGGAAGUCAGUUUGAGUUUCGUAAUCAAGAAAAUCAACUUGAUUCACCCCUAACUUUGAAAUCGGGACAUUGGAAGGUUUUAAAAAUCAGUCUGUAGUUAAAGUUUAACCACAUAUUUGUAGCUUUUUUAGUUAUUGUCCAAGUAAGAACAAAACAACCAGCAUUUCCUGCUGGUUUUCCACCGUCCAUCCAGAACAAGGUUAUCCUGAGCGUAGCAGCUUUCUGAGAUCUGACCUCUGACUUCCAUGGUAAAUGGGAACCGUCACACUCGUUUUGUCCCCUGAACAUAGCUCGGUAUAAAAGCGAUAAAACUUUCUGCAGCAUUAAAUGGGCGAGUGCAACAAAGCACUUAAAUGUUAUUUGUUUUAUCCAAAUGUGCGAAAGAUCUUACUUGUAUUUUGUUGCAUUUCAAUAAAUUUCAAAAACGCAUCUCA
This is a messenger RNA of Gambusia affinis (western mosquitofish), 4761 nucleotides long. It is a transcript of the gene nt5c1aa, whose product is annotated as 5'-nucleotidase, cytosolic IAa. Gene Ontology annotation, biological process: adenosine metabolic process; nucleotide metabolic process. The transcript is spliced from 7 exons. Gene Ontology annotation, cellular component: cytosol; cytoplasm. The record is from RefSeq and is a predicted model, not a curated record. Lineage: Eukaryota; Metazoa; Chordata; Actinopteri; Cyprinodontiformes; Poeciliidae. Bases 466 to 1629 code for a protein of 387 amino acids. Gene Ontology annotation, molecular function: magnesium ion binding; 5'-nucleotidase activity; nucleotide binding.